UGCUUUCGAGUACGAGUGCUCAUUAGAGCUGUGAUAUUUGGCUGCAAAGCGUCUUUAUUCAAGAUAAAAACAUACAGUUCUCUACCUACAUUUAAUCCAACUUCACGGAAAUAACAAAUCUUAUUAUCAUGUGGCUUACAUUUUGUACCGUAUUAAUUAUGCUACCAUUACUCGAAGCGCAAGUGAUUGCCCCGUAUCUGGUGUCGAUUCGGUCAAACGUUCCCGCCGUCAUUGGGUCCAUUACAGUGAACAGCAUUUCAAAACAAAUUUGCAACGGAGUAAUCAUCAGAGACAAGUUCAUUUUAACCACCGCCAGCUGCUUGUUUGUACAAGACACCCAAACCGGACAGAGCCGAUUCAUUACUUCCGGAGAGAUAUUUAUCCUUGCCGGAAAUAUCAGCUUGAAUGAAACCGACUACGGAGAUGAAGCGAGAGGCAGCCUUAGGCGUAAUGUGGUUUCCGUGAUACCCAACGGAAAGUUCGAUGCAUCGACAGGAGAAAAUGACAUCGCUUUACUCAAGCUUGACCGCUCGCUGCUGCCACUGGCCAACAAGAAUACGAGCUCGGUUCACUGGAUAGAGCUGGACCAACAGCCACGAUCGAACCCACAACCCGCCCUGGCAGCCGCAGCCACAUCGCAACAACACCAGACAACGACAACAACGGCGCCAACUAACAACAAAGUUAAUGAAAACUGUUUCAUAAACAUUUAUAACAACUCUGUCGGGGUGUCCGGUUAUCCUUACACCGUUGUCAAAAAUGUGAGCUUCCUCGAAAAAUGGCUAUGUGAUGCUCAGAGAGGAUCCCUAAGAGCAGGCCAAACGGUCGUAGGAAGAAAUGGAACGUGCAUCGAGUAUCGUUUCAGUAAUGCACAAGCUUGUUGGCUCGAUGCAAAUUCCCUGCGGCGCAGUGAAGAAAGGGGCUCCGCUCUGGUGUGCAACUUCAAAUUAGUGGCCAUAUUGACGGAAAUAAAUCCACCCUCGAAUCCACAAACUUGCACUUCGAUAAAACGCACCACAGCGUACUAUACCAUGGUUGCUCCAUACUAUGAUUGGAUUGUGAGCGAAAUUGGAUAUCUUUACAAUUCCACCACCUCUCCUGGCCAUCCAGGAGCCAUCGGAACCACGGGUAGUAAUCCGACGAUGAAUGUCCAGAGUGGACCAACACCGCCAAUAUCAUCCUGGGGAGCCCAGCAAAUUGGAACCCCUACGACCACAACGGCAGGCGCACCAGGAAAAACCAAAUCCGCAGCUACGCCAUCAAUCAGCCCCGGAAUUGUAUUCAAACUUAUUGCCUUUAAUUUAUUCAUUCCAUUUGCGUUCAUUUAUCGGUUCCAUCAUUGAUGACGACGACGGCGGCGACGGAGAGAUUUCGAAAGCUAUCGAAAUGGGGCUUUGUGGUUGAGCCUCUUCGCAUGGUAUACCGUUAUUUUGGGUAAAAUUGUACAUUUUUUGGCGGGUUUUCAGGUCUGGUUUCUAUAAUGUUGUCAAAGUCAAACAAGUGAAUACAGGAAAGGAAGUACGAAGGUGAACCUCAUGGGCCCAUGAAUUAAACAUUUAUGGAAAAAAUAAACAAUUAUAUAUCAAGAAUACGCUUUCAAUGCCAAAAUGUAGACAAUUUUCAAAAAAAUAUCCUAAUAAGUCAAUUCUCCCUAACUCGAUACUAAACGGAUAAUCGAGUUAAGAAAGUAUCAAAUUUGUAGAACAGAAAACUAGUACUAUAGUAAUCAUGCAAGGGACCAUGGAGGUAGUCAUGAAAACAAACUUUUUUUGACUGUAUCUCACAGAAAUCCAAUUAUUACAUGAAGCUGAUACAAAUAUUAAUUUUCCAAUAUGUCCAGGACCGCUUGUAGGGUAUAGGGGGGAGAGGAUAAAAAUAAAUAAAGAACGAAAAAAAUUGAAACGAAAACAAG
Aedes aegypti (yellow fever mosquito) is the source of this 1912-nucleotide messenger RNA. RefSeq lists its product as uncharacterized. The transcript is spliced from 7 exons. Gene Ontology annotation, biological process: proteolysis. Gene Ontology annotation, molecular function: serine-type endopeptidase activity. The coding region runs from base 129 to 1343 and encodes 404 amino acids. The record is from RefSeq and is a predicted model, not a curated record. Lineage: Eukaryota; Metazoa; Arthropoda; Insecta; Diptera; Culicidae.